AUGACGGCCACAACAUAUAGCAACAAUGUGGAAAAACUCUCCAACGCCAAGGAGGAACGGAAGUUAAGAAAACCUCUCAUUGAAAGAAAAAGACGAGAACGGAUCAACAACUGUCUGGAUCAACUGAAAGAAACAGUGGUUGGCGCCUUUCGUUUGGAUCAAUCCAAACUAGAAAAGGCAGACAUCCUCGAGAUGACAGUCAAACACCUUCAGAAUGUUCAAAACAGCAGAAUGAUUGCCGAUACAAAUAUUGGACUUGAAGCACAGCAGAGGUACAGUGCCGGCUACAUCCAGUGUAUGCAUGAAGUUCAUAACCUGCUGUUAACUUGCGACUGGAUGGACAAAACCGUUGGGGCGCGUUUGUUGAACCACCUGCUCAAGUCCCUGCCCCGAUCCAGCGAAGAUUCGCGUCAGGCCAGACUGAAGAAUCCUCCAGUCAACCUGCAAGCUGCUGCUCAGACUCCGCUCUCUCCGGUGAGCCACGGGCACAUGCCUUCAAUCAACGCCGCUUCCUCCGGAGCCCCGGAUUCAUUUCCCCGCUCCUCGCCCGAUCCGAUCUGCAAUCCCGGGUUUAAAACGUGCGGGAAAAGCGUGGAACAAUUCCCAAGUCCUACAGCAAACCUUCAGCAGCCCGCCAGCUCUGCUACCCAACAGCUCCAAGAAGACUUGGCCUUAAUGCACCAUCCGUCUGUAGCAUGUGCUGAAGUGUGGAGACCCUGGUGAAGGGACUGACGGCUUCUCUCAUCACUAGACUUUCCUUAUGUAUCUCAUAGAUAUGCUUUUCGAAACACUUCCGGGCAAAUCUUGUCCUUUAUGUGUGCAAAAAUCAGGGUACUUCACGCUGAAGGGUGCUUCCCCGUAGCCUGUAUUGUAGAAGGCAUUUACAAUGUUGUAUUCAAUGAAAUACAUCUAAUUUAUUGGAUAGAGUUGCUUGCGGGCUUUUUA
Messenger RNA from Hemiscyllium ocellatum (epaulette shark), 945 nucleotides. It is a transcript of the gene her8.2, whose product is annotated as hairy-related 8.2. The coding region runs from base 1 to 723 and encodes 240 amino acids. NCBI's taxonomy places the organism in Eukaryota, Metazoa, Chordata, Chondrichthyes, Orectolobiformes, Hemiscylliidae. The transcript is spliced from 4 exons. Gene Ontology annotation, biological process: regulation of transcription by RNA polymerase II; regulation of neurogenesis; anterior/posterior pattern specification. The record is from RefSeq and is a predicted model, not a curated record. Gene Ontology annotation, cellular component: nucleus. Gene Ontology annotation, molecular function: protein dimerization activity; DNA-binding transcription factor activity, RNA polymerase II-specific; RNA polymerase II cis-regulatory region sequence-specific DNA binding.